Corylus avellana is the source of this 1619-nucleotide messenger RNA. The record is from RefSeq and is a predicted model, not a curated record. NCBI's taxonomy places the organism in Eukaryota, Viridiplantae, Streptophyta, Magnoliopsida, Fagales, Betulaceae.
AGGUCAAACAUACAGACCAUUGCAAGCUGGAAGAAAUCAUAUUCAAAGCAUGUCGCACCAAACAACGAGUAUUCAUCAAAAAUUCAGAAUGGAGAAUGGUGGAAUAGUUCUAGCAAGACAUUCUGAUCAUCAUGAUGAGUAUAAUGUUGCUCAUGGUAUUCUACACUCUUCACUCUCCCAACUACCGUUAGAUGUGAAAUCUAGCUUUCCAAGGCAGCAGCAGUACUGGCCAACUAAUCAGCAUGCAAUAACAAGGCCAAGUUAUCUAAUAAGCAAAGAUCUUGGAAGAGACAAAGGGUUGAUCAGCUCAACAACCUUCCAAAAUCAAAGCAAGUUAUCAGCUUCAAACCAAACACAUCCGUUGGAUACAGGCGUGCGAAUAGGGCCCAUUAGACCUAGCCGAUUUCUUGAGGAAAAGAGAUGGCCUCCAUUCGAAAUGAUUAGUGGUCCAUGGAAAGUAAAAAUGGCUCCUUCGGCUAAUAUUACGUGGGUUAAUGAUGGGACCAAGUUCGUUGGGGAUACCUACAAUACCAGACCCACUGAUCAAUGGAACCUUCUAAACAAGACAAAGGUUAGACAAAUGCAAUCAAACACAGAUGAUGUUGUCAGCAAUUCCAAUUGCUUCAAACCAGAGUUUCAGCCCCCAUUUCGGAUUGAGUUGAAUGAAGAGAAAAUAUUGAAGGGCAAAGAAGGGUUUCCGGAUCUUCAGCUAAGACUUAGCCAGAGAGUUGGGGAAGACGAUGAUGAUGAUGAUGAGGGUAUUCAUGGAGAAGGAACACAUGAAAUUAGCACUAAGCUUUCUCUUUCUUAGCUGAUAAAUGUCAAGGAAACUUGCACAAUCUAGUUACACACUCAUACAGAUCAUUACGUACAGACACAAAAAAUUUGGUGCAACAUAUGCAACAAGGCCAAAUUGAGAGUGAGUGCUUAGGAUUCGACCAUGUAAAAAAACAAAAAUCGCCAUAGGAGUGAGAUCAUUCUAAGUGCUUGUCUUUAAGCCAUUAGAUUUAGAAGCAUAUAAAUGCUUUCGGUAAUUCCUUGACUACUAUUUCAUCAGAUCUCCGUAAAGGAAACUGAUUGAUUCUUUGUCUACACAUGUUCUUUCACAGAUAUAAGUUUGCUGUUAUUGCUCAACUCCAAUUUAAAAAGCUCCCAUUUCUUCCAAUUUUUAUCUGGAUAUAUAAGACAUAUGCCAUUACGGUAAAUUUCUCUCAAUACAAACAAAGCAUGCAUACAAAUGAAACCCUUCCCAAUCCUUAAACAUGUCUUCCGGUAAAGUUGUUGUCACACCGCUGCAUCCCCUCCAGCUCCAGUGGUGGUUGCCAAUAGACUCAAGAGUUUCGCUGUAGAUCAAGCUUGUCCAGCCUUGUCAACUGCGCCUCCACCUCACAUGGCAUCAUCUCAGUCGGCUCCUGCCUCACCGUCAAUGGCGCCGAGGAUGUCCUCCACAAGAUCUGUGCCUUCAAGCUAGGCCACCAUGUAAGACACCAUGUCCAAGAGAGAGAGAGUGUGUUUGUGUGAGAGAGAAGGAUUUUCAAAGGUUAGAGGAGGAGGAGUUAAUGGUAGUCCAACUCCGGUAAUGUAUGCUUCACAUGCCUAAAGACAUAUUACAAUUUAAU